AUGUCCGGCGUGCAUUCAGCGGUCGUGAAAAACUCAAACGGUCAAAGCCUGCUUCAGGUACUUCCCUCUCCGUUACCCUACCUAUCUGGCUCUGCUGUUGUUUCCACCUUGUCGACGUUGUAUGGAGCGGAAAAAUCGUCCACUGCACAACUCUCUCAGACUGGUGUCAUUGCGCUCCUACCCCCUUUAUUGUCGGCCAAUACAUUCAAUGUGGAAGCUCAAGAUUACCUGACGGCGCUGACGCUCAGUGCGAAUGCCGCCGCCAAUGCGCUCGCUUGUGGGAGCGUCCUCGCAGGGCAGACAAGCGAGACCGACGAAUUCGGCGAUCUGGCACUCUGGUUGGGAGAAGGACAUUACGGGAAGGGACACGAGCGGGAGGUGCUCGAGGCGUUGGGAUUGCAUGGCGCUCUUGGGCCUCAAAUCAAGAUCACUCCUGUGGAUAUCCCAGCCGCUAUGCAUCUACCGUCGAAUUUGACGGAGCUCGUUGCUCGCAGCAGCGAGGGAAAACGGCUGUCCAGUCUUCUCUCCCAACUGGAUCAUAUCUACUCUUUCACCGUUCAGCCCAUGCCUGCAGGUGGAGGAUCUGUCGCACAGUUUCUGCUUGGUCACCGUAGCCAUGAAGGGUUCUCCGGCUGGUCAGGAUUGGUUGGAAUCGGAGUGUGGUCGUAG
Molecule: messenger RNA, 669 nt
Organism: Sparassis crispa
Lineage: Eukaryota; Fungi; Basidiomycota; Agaricomycetes; Polyporales; Sparassidaceae
Exons: 2
Coding region: 1-669 (222 amino acids)
Source: RefSeq, a predicted model, not a curated record